UCCACGAUUCCUGCCCUAGUUGUGUGUCCUGGUCCCACAGAUCUUUCUUUCCCCCAAUAAAUUUGCACUUUACCUUGUUUUUCGCUGUUCAUCAGAUUCUCCUCUCCUCUUUGCUUGGUGAAAUUUGGAAAACCGCAAUUAUUGCAUUAAAAUAGUCAACCUUACCGGAUUUUAAAUUCAAAUUCGAUUUGUUGAUUGUUGUUUUUGCAAAAUUAUCCUCCAUUGUUGUGCAGAAUUUGUCUGCGAAGAGCUGAUCAUUUUGAAUCAUGUAAUUAGGGUUUUCAGGAAAAUUUUCAGUUUCUCAGAAGCUUCUCCAAUCACGAUCUCCUUAUAGAUAAGUUGAAUUUUUUUCCCUUGAUCAAAGUGUUUGUUUUUGCUCAGAAAGUGCAUACCCAGUAGCUGAAAUCUCGUAAAUUAAUGAUUCUGGGUUCAGAUUUUGUUAUAUGUAUCUUUUGUAUGUAGUUUUGUAAUCUAGUAACAAAAUUGUGUAUCUUGUGAGCGAGUGUGUGCCAGCUGGCUCGAACACCAAGGUUAUUAAAAAAAAAGAAAAUUGUGUGUCUAGUGGUUAGUCUUGUAAGAUUUUUUGUAUAUGAUUGAUUAGUUAAUAACUAGAAAUAUGAAGCAUCAGAAGAAGAAGAGAUCCAAAGCUUGUAAACAAGUUGGGGUUGGUAACGGUUCGUUGCCAUCUGGGAAUAGUAAUGAUGGAGGGGAGAGUGUUGUGACGGCUUUAACGGAGGCAUUUAGCUCUGUAUCUGUGGAGGAAGCAACAUGUGCUUAUAAAGAGGCAAAUGGGGAUUUGAAUAAAGCAAUGGAGAUUCUGGGUGAUAUGGUGGAGCGUAAGGAAGAGGAUAAGACCACUAGUUGUUCUAGCUCGAGUGGAAACGUUGGUUCAAGUUUGGAUUCGAGUAACUCGGAUGUGUUUGUUGGGGGUCAUUCCUGGAAGAACUCAGUUCAGCGCAAGGCAAAGAUGAAGAAAUUGGUAGCUGCUACUGGAACAGUAUCGGCGAUGAUAGGGAAAGAUUAUGUGAGGACAACUCCAAAGAAGAGUUGUUCAAAGCUCAAGGGAUUAAAUGAUGAAACAUCAAGCAAUGAAGAUGUUGAGCAGUUUUUGUAUUCCAUGCUUGGGGAGGACUCUGAUUUGAGCUUAGCUGUCGUCAGAGAUGUGUUAUGUCAAUGCGGAUAUGAAGUUGAGAAGGCUCUGAGUGUGUUGCUUGAAUUAUCAGCUCCCUCUAAUGAGCAACCUAAGCUUAGCGACUGUAGUGCAAACUGGAAAGAAGAGGCUGUGUUUCUUCAUUCAAGUGAUGGUCUUACUGACAGGACAUCUGAUUCUACUUCUCAUUCAUCUGAAGGCGAAGUUCUAGAAAAUGUGUGGUUUUGGGGGCCUCCUGGCAGGAAUCAGUUAAAAGUUCCUGCUGGAAACUCUGAACAUUCUUCAUCAUCUACAGCAGGAAAUUCUGGACCAGUACUUCCUCAAGAUAUCCUGGAAUCUCUGUUUAAUAUGCCAACCCCCAAGAGUGCUGAACAUGAACCAACUACUAUGAACUGGAAGAAUGUAGUGAAGAAAAUGACAUCUUUGGGACAAAGGUUUGGAUCUUGUCCUAAUGAUAUCCCACCACUACAGCAUACUCAUGGUGAGGGAGCUGAGUAUCAGCUGUUCAGGGAAACUGCAAAGCAACAUUGGGAGUCAAUGAGAUCCCAUUAUCAGAAGGCUGCAACAGCUUUUUCAAAUGGCCAAAAGGGACAUGCUGCUUAUCUUGCGGAUCAGGGUAGGCUACACAACAGAAAGGCUCAAGAGGCUGAUGCGAAGGCUAGCCAGGAUAUAUUUGCAGCUAGAAACAAGAACAUAGAAAAUAUGAUAACUAUCGACUUGCAUGGGCAACAUGUCAAACCAGCAAUGAGGCUUUUGAAACUGCACCUUCUGUUUGGAGCAUUUGUACGCUCUGUUCGGUUGUUCAGAGUUAUCACGGGAUGUGGGGCACAUGGCGUUGGGAAGUCGAAGCUGAAAAACUCGGUAGUUGAACUUUUGAAGAACGAACGUAUUGAAUGGACUGAGGAGAAUAGAGGAACAUUGCUCAUCAAGCUCAAUGGACGAAUGAAUUUUAGCUUUCUAGAUACUGAUGAUGAUGAUGAUGAUGAUAACUGAUCAUCCCUUAGGCAUGGUUGCUAGCAGUUGGGCGCCGUGGAUUUUAGCAUUAACAGUGGCGCUAAAUGUAAUUAACAUCACUAUAUUAUCUGGGUGCUAGGUGGUGUAAACCUAGAUUAUGAUAUUUUACGAUAUUUACAUUUUCUUUUGUUAGUGUGAGAAUUGUAAAGGUGUAUCCUAGCUCUGAGUAUUAUGCAGCAUGAUAGCUAAGCUCAUGUAUCAGUGUAGAAUGCACAUUAUUGUAGUAACUGUAAUACUCAUUUAUUCUGGAAAUC
Solanum stenotomum is the source of this 2418-nucleotide messenger RNA. RefSeq names its product SMR domain-containing protein At5g58720. NCBI's taxonomy places the organism in Eukaryota, Viridiplantae, Streptophyta, Magnoliopsida, Solanales, Solanaceae. The coding region runs from base 617 to 2143 and encodes 508 amino acids. The record is from RefSeq and is a predicted model, not a curated record. The transcript has 11 exons.